Molecule: messenger RNA, 1227 nt
Organism: Penicillium verhagenii
Lineage: Eukaryota; Fungi; Ascomycota; Eurotiomycetes; Eurotiales; Aspergillaceae
Exons: 5
Coding region: 1-1227 (408 amino acids)
Source: RefSeq, a predicted model, not a curated record
AUGAUUGACGAUCAUCAUCAGAAGAUUGCGCUUGGCAUUGUGGUCGCGUUUCCGAUUCUCGGCGGCAUUGCUGUUCUUUUGCGCCUUUGGGCUCGGUCUUUAUCGAGAUCUGCGCUAACAAGUGAUGACUAUUUUAUCUUUGCGGGAUAUAUCCUCGCCGUCUCGCAGUCCAUUACUUCGUGGUAUUACAUCAAGACAAACUAUGUUGGCAUCCAUGUGUGGGAUAUACCCAAAGACUAUGAUGUCCAAAAGGGCUUAGUUUGGAACUACGCGAAUCAACUCCUCUACAACCCAUGCUUGACACUAAUCAAAGUUUCAAUUCUGAUGUUCCUACGUCGAUUGGACUCUCGGUCUCGCAUUGUUAAUAUCUUAAUAUGGACAUCCCUGGGCGUUGUUACAGCCCUCUUCCUCGCUGUCCUCUUCGUCGACAUCUUCCAAUGCCACCCCAUCGCCUACAAUUGGGACAUGACGAUCAAGGGUGGGAAAUGCAUUGAUCAGGGCGCAUUCUACGUCUCUACCGCCGCCCUAAACCUCUUCACCGACCUGAUGGUGAUCUCCAUCCCCAUCCUCAUCACCUGGAACCUUCAAAUGCCGCUCCGGAGAAAGAUAGCCGUCUGCUUCAUCCUCUGCCUCGGAGGAGUAGCAACAGCAAUCGGCGUCUGGCGCAUCGUAAUCCUCGCAAAAGCCUUCUUCCCCACCGGCCCCGUUCCCGACCCCACAUUCUCAAUCGGCUUCUGCAGCUCCGCCGUCGAAGUGAACGUCGCAGUCAUCACAGCGUGCGCACCCUCCAUGAAAUCAAUCGCAAGCAAAUUCCUCCCCCGUCUGCUCGGUACGUCACGGAACGGGCACUCCGGCUACGCCGGCAACACCACGGGGAAUUCGCGCCGCAAAGCCCGCUUCUUCCACAGCAUUACGAAGUCGAGUCAGCUGCACUCGGGGACGGAUGAUGGGUACGGGGAUGGAUAUGAGAGGGCGGACCCGGCGCGGGGCAAUCAUGUUGAUGUUGUCGGCGCGGGGGAUUCGUUUGAUAUGCGGAAGUAUAGACGCGGUGGUGAUAGUCCGUCGGUUUCGAGUGGUAGUUUGGAGCUGGCUUGUGAGGGGGUUCCGGGGAUUGUGAAAACUACGGGUGUUUUGGUGCAGUAUAGUGUGGGUGAUGAUACGAGUAGUCAGGCCGAGGAGGGGAGGUCGAGGCAUGAGAAGGAUGUUAGUGUGGAUAGCUUGGUCUAG